Gallus gallus (chicken) is the source of this 979-nucleotide messenger RNA. RefSeq names its product glycine N-acyltransferase-like protein 3. The transcript is spliced from 6 exons. The record is from RefSeq and is a predicted model, not a curated record. Gene Ontology annotation, molecular function: glycine N-acyltransferase activity. The coding region runs from base 85 to 957 and encodes 290 amino acids. Gene Ontology annotation, cellular component: mitochondrion. NCBI's taxonomy places the organism in Eukaryota, Metazoa, Chordata, Aves, Galliformes, Phasianidae.
GUGACAACCACUGGCAGCAUCGGGACGCACCACCGUCGCUGCCCGCCCGCAGGGACCCGCAGACACGGGCUCCCCUGCAGGGCCAUGCGGAUCCUGACGUGCCCGGCCCACCUGCAGCGCCUGGAGGCCGCCCUGCGCAGCAGCCUGCCCCGUGCCCUGCCGGUGUAUGGGGCCGUGCUGAACAUCAACCGCGGCAACCCCGGGGACUUCGAGGUGGCAGUGGACGCCUGGCCCAACUUCGGCGCUGUGCUGGCGCGGCGCAGAGGAGAGGCACCGCUGAAUGACAGCUACAGGAACCUGUGCAGCGCCUUCUACCGGGACGUGGGCGCCUACCGGGCCCUGCUGGAGAGCCCGGGCUGCCUGCGCUGGGACUCCGCGUUCCACAUCUUCGGGCUGCAGGACGGCGUGCUGACGGUGUCUCAGGACAUUGCUCUGGCCAAGGGCGUGGAACUGGAGGUGACCGAGUACUACACGUACCUGCACCCUGACCCCAGCACUCUACCAGAGCCACAGCUGGACCCUGAUGUGCAGCUGGGCACACUGAGCCCGGCACACGUGGAGCUGCUGGACUCAACGUGGCCGUACGGGGGGAACGUGUGGAGCCGGCGCUACCUGGGGGAGCUGCUGCGCCGAUUCCCACACCUCUGCCUGCAGGACCCGGCCGGGAAUCUGCUGGGCUGGAUGCUGAGCGACGGCUUCGCGGCCGGAGCGCACGGCUACACCGUGCCGGCCCAGCGGCGCCGCGGACUGAUGCGGGCGCUGACGAUCAUGGCUGCCCGGCGGGCGCACGGCCGCGGCUUCCCGGUGUACGGCCACACGGCCACGGAUAACCGAGCGAUGCAGCGGCUGCAGGAGGAGUUGGGGCACCGGCGGCUGCCGGGGAUGUGCCGCUUCGUGCUGCAUAACCCUACCCUGGCGCGGGCUGCGCCCGGAGCGCCCCCGGGGAGAAACGCGUGAAUAAAAGUAAUCGGACCGAAAA